Phymastichus coffea is the source of this 988-nucleotide messenger RNA. RefSeq names its product L-xylulose reductase-like. Bases 88 to 822 code for a protein of 244 amino acids. Gene Ontology annotation, molecular function: L-xylulose reductase (NADPH) activity; carbonyl reductase (NADPH) activity. Gene Ontology annotation, biological process: xylulose metabolic process; glucose metabolic process. Lineage: Eukaryota; Metazoa; Arthropoda; Insecta; Hymenoptera; Eulophidae. The transcript is spliced from 4 exons. The record is from RefSeq and is a predicted model, not a curated record.
CGCGGUGGCGGCAUCCGUGGGCGAGGCGGCAGUGCGCCAGCAGCGUUCCGCACCAGCAGGCUCGCGCGAGCGGACCGUCGGCCAGCGAUGAGCAUCAGCUUCGAGGGCAAGCGCGUCCUCGUGACGGGGGCCGGCCAAGGGAUCGGCAAGGGCCUGGCGCUGCGGCUGUCCGAGCUCGGCGCCACGGUGCUGGCGCUGUCCAAGAGCCGGGAGAACCUCGACGCGCUGCACCGGCUGGACCCGCGGAUCCGGCCGAUCCGCGCGGACCUACGGGACUGGCAGGCGAGUCGCGAGGCGGUCGAGGCGCUGCUGCCGGUCGACCUGCUGGUGAACAACGCCGGGGUGGCGUGCUUGCGGCCCUUCCUGGCCGCCACGGAGGCCGACUUCCAGCUGACCUUCGACGUGAACGUCAAGUCGAUGCUGAACGUCUCGCAGGUGGUGGCGGGCGACAUGAUCGCGCGCAAGGUUGCCGGCGGCAUCGUCAACGUGUCGUCGCAGGCGAGCCGCGCCGCGCUCAAGGACCACGCGGUCUACUGCGCGUCCAAGGGCGCCGUUGACAUGCUCACCAAGGUGAUGGCGCUGGAACUCGGCCCGCACGGGAUCCGCGUCAACACCGUCAACCCCACGGUCGUCAUGACGGAGAUGGGCAAGCUCGGCUGGGCGGAACCGGCCAAGGCCGGCGAGAUGCUGAGCAAGAUCCCGCUGGGGAGGUUCGCAGAGGUGGACGAGGUGAUCGACGCCGUCGUGUUCCUGCUGAGCGAGCGCAGUUCCAUGAUCACCGGCGCCGGCCUGCCCGUCGACGGAGGCUUCCUGGCAGCGUGACCGUGUGACCGUGUACGCUACUAAUAAAUCCAUUGUUUUUGCUCGGACGACUGCUCGCCUUUAUUUCCCAUCGCAACACGCAUCGGCCUCGUCACAAGAAUGGAGACGGGAUCGUGGUCGAGGCUGGUGGAUAGAUAGGCUCGAUUGAUAAAUAAAACACGCAAUA